AUGGCGAUUUGUUCGUCUGUUCCUGACGGAGAGCCAGGGAUCGAGUGCUGCCCCGCCUCGCUUUCACAAGCCUCUUUGUACUGGACGGUGGAGCCAGCCGCACGAUGGGGCUCUGGAUCUGCCUAUCGCUGCCCGCCCAUCGCCUUUCAACUCUGGUCGGCCUCGGUCUUGCUACUGCUUUCGCACUCGCGUCGGUUACUGGUGGAUUUUUAUUGA
This is a messenger RNA of Penicillium lagena, 216 nucleotides long. RefSeq lists its product as uncharacterized. Lineage: Eukaryota; Fungi; Ascomycota; Eurotiomycetes; Eurotiales; Aspergillaceae. The record is from RefSeq and is a predicted model, not a curated record. The coding region runs from base 1 to 216 and encodes 71 amino acids. The transcript has a single exon.